This is a messenger RNA of Cynoglossus semilaevis (tongue sole), 1377 nucleotides long. RefSeq lists its product as uncharacterized. The transcript is spliced from 4 exons. Lineage: Eukaryota; Metazoa; Chordata; Actinopteri; Pleuronectiformes; Cynoglossidae. The coding region runs from base 649 to 1377 and encodes 242 amino acids. The record is from RefSeq and is a predicted model, not a curated record.
UUUUUUUUUGGCAAACCCUGAGCAUACCUAACUCCGUUAAUGGCUUUACUUUUACGGCAUAGUUAUUGCUCUUGCAGCAGUUGACCAGCAGGUGGAGGCAGUAGUUUCGUUGUGUAACAGUUGCAGCUACAAGAGCAUUUCAAAAAGACUUUCUUUGUUUCCAAGAAAUGUGUCUUUGGAUGAAAUACCUGGAUAUCAGACUCUGCUCUGUUAUCACAUCAUUUCUCACUGUAUUUAUAUUUAUUGUUUUAUUUAUUUCUCUGUUUUUAUUUCAUUCUUGUUUUAUUUAUAUCAGGGAGUGUUUUGGCAGGAAUCUGUCAACAUGUCAACGUAAUUUACAUAAAACGCGUCAUCAGUGUGGAUAAAUAAAUACAUCUAAAUAUACACAGACAUGAGACAGAGUACUGCAGUACGUCAUCGUCUGACUUUGUUUUUCUUCCUUUUUUUCCUGUCUAUUAUUGUCAGAUUAGUCACAGUCGAUGAGAUGAAGUCACCUUCAUUUCAAAAGAAAGAAAAGAAGAAGGAAGUGCAUUAACAGUACUAUUCUGCAACUUCUCUCCUGAGGACUGGACUGGUUUUUAUUUGUCGCUGCCAUAAAUACCUAGAGAAACCAUUUCCUACUGAGUUUGUCAGAAGACGGCGGCCGUGAUGUUGUCGACCAAAUCUGACUGUGUCUUUGUGGGAUUUAUUCUCUACGUGUCAGGGAUUGAAACGUCGACGGGAUAUUUGGAUUGUAGACAGGGAGUUUAUACGUCGCCCUCUGCAGGUGAUUCAACUUCUUGCUUGGAGAAUGACCUGCAGGUCAUGGUGGUUCCCUUCCAUCAGACGGUAACACUGAUGUGCAGCACCGGCUGCUCUCCGACUCAACAUUCUAGAGGCUACGUCUGGUACAGGAACGGAGAGGUUCUCUACAGGGACCGGUCACCGUGGUACCGACAGCUGGUCAGCGGUGACAGAGCAGUGAAAUAUUCCUGUGCUAUCAAAGGCUGUACAUUCAGAGCCCCCGAGGUCUCAGUGGAUUCUGUCAAUUCAACCUGCUUCACUGUGACUUACCAGAACGGACAGAUGUGUUCUGGAGAAAAAGGAAAGUCGGAGCCAUGCACCAUCACAUAUCCCAGAGAGGUCCACGUUGGCCACACACUUGUUAACCAAGACCAUGUGUCACUGGCCUGUGACAGCAGCUGUGCUCAGACUGACCAUCUGUGGUACAAGAACAGAAGAACUAAGGAAAAGAUCUUGUCCCUGAUUCCCCUCAGCUCCACUGAUGUUUACUCCUGUGCUGUACGAGGCCACGAAGAACUGUUCUCUGAUGAAGUCUGUGAGUAUCAACAAAGCCAACCAAGACUGAGGAUGUUGGUAAUAUGUCAGUCCUGUUAA